This is a messenger RNA of Thecamonas trahens ATCC 50062, 2135 nucleotides long. RefSeq names its product TKL protein kinase. Lineage: Eukaryota; Apusomonadida; Apusomonadidae. Gene Ontology annotation, molecular function: protein kinase activity; ATP binding; protein binding. The annotation marks the transcript as partial. The record is from RefSeq and is a predicted model, not a curated record. Gene Ontology annotation, biological process: protein phosphorylation. The transcript has a single exon.
ACAUGUCCGCACUGCACUGGGCAGCACGUCGCGACAACCGUGACAUUGUCAAGGCCACUCUUGGCAUCGACGGUGUCGAGUUCGGGGCGCAGGACACGUACGGGUUCACUCCGCUGAUGUGGGCGGCGUGCAAGGGCCAUGCCGAGGUUGUCGCCACCCUCAUCGAGGCCGCGGGUGACGAGCCUUCGGCCAAGCUCAACGUCGGCGCCGUCGACAAGGAGUCGGGCUUCUCGGCUCUGCACUGGGCCGUGAACAAGUCGCACGCGUCGCUUGUGGCAGAUCUUGUGGCCAUCGGGUGCGAGAUGGACCUGCCCUGCUCCCGCACCCUUACGCCACUGCACUGGGCCUGCGUCGCCGGCGACGUCUUUUGCGCCCGCGCCCUGCUGGAGGCCGGCGCCGACACCAGCGCUCGCGAUGGGCAGGGCACCGCCCCGCUGCACAUUGCCGCGCUCAAGGAGCCCGAGAUUGUCAAGAUGCUCAUCGAGUCGGGCGUUGACGUCAACUUGUUCACCAUCAAGCACUCGACUCCGCUCAUCGAGGCCGCCGCCGAGGGCCAGACCGAGUCUGUGCGUGUCCUCAUCAAGGCCGGCGCCGAGGUCGACGCCCGCGACGCCGAAGGCUGCACCGCUGUCCACUACGCGGCCAAGCUUGGACACCUCGCCGUGCUCCGUGUCCUCGCCGAGGCUAGUGCCAAGCUCGACGAGUCCAACGGUGACGGCGUCAAGGCCGCCCACCUCGCCGCCUACGCCGAUCGCGGCGAGGUCCUGCUGUAUCUGCAGGAGCGUGGCGCCGCACUCGCGGCGCCGAACCGCAUGGGCUCCACCGUCCUGCACAUCGCCGCCGCCCAGGGCCACGGCGACCUAGUGGCCACCCUCCUCACCGCUGGCGUCGACCACGGCGUCGUCAACGCCGCCGGCAACACCGCGCUCCACUACGCCACCGCCGCCUCGCGGCUCUCGGCCUGUCGCGCGCUGAUCAAGGCCGGUGCCGACCCACACAUCCGCAACGCCAUGGGCGAGACCGCCAUCGACAACUGCAACAAGAACAAAAACGACAAGCUCGGCCGGUACCUCGUCGACCGCGCCAAGCAGUUCCGCCGCGACGUCAACGCCAGCGCCUCGGGCGCUGCUUCGUCGUCGUCGGGCCCGCCACUCCCGGCGCGCUCAACAUCUGCAGCCUCGGUCGCCGCCGCAGGCGCCGCAAAGUCGGCCUGGGAAAUCGACUUUUCCACCCUCGAGUUCCGCCAGACCAUCGGCAAGGGCUCGUACGGCAUGGUGUACGUCGGCGGCUGGAACGGCUCGACCGUCGCCGUCAAGCAGUUCUCGGUCCGCGCCAUGACCGACAAGCAGCGUGCCAUGUUCCAGGCCGAGGUCGACAUCCUCGCCUCGCUCCGCCAUCCGCACGUUCUCCUCUUUAUGGGCGCGUGUACCAAGCCGUCGACCCCGCUCUGCAUCGUCACCGAGUACGUCGAGGGCGGCUCGCUCUUCCACGCCCUCCACGACAAGUCGCGCUCCCUCUCCUGGGAGCAGAAGCUCAAGGUCGCCCACAACUCAGCCGGCGGCAUGGCCUACCUCCACGCCAAGAACAUCAUCCACCGUGACCUCAAGUCGCUCAACGUCCUCGUCGAGCGUGACUGGUCGGCAAAGAUCGCCGACUUUGGCCUCUCCGUCGUCGUCCAGGGUGAGCAGAUGCACCAGACCCGUCUCGGCACUCCGCAGUACAUGGCCAAGGAGGUGCUCCUCAAGGAGAACUACAACCACAAGGCUGACGUCUACGCCUUUGGUAUCCUCCUCUGGGAAAUCCUCACCCGCCGUCAGCCCUACAAGGGCAUGUCGCCCAUGGUCGUCGCCCGCAAGGUCGUCCAGGAAGGCCUCCGCCCCGAGGUCCCGGCCAAGACCCCGCAGGCCUGGCACGCCCUCAUGGAGGCGUGCUGGGCCGAGGAGCCGGACAAUCGCCCGGACUUCCAGCUCAUCCUCCGCACCAUCGAUGCCAUGAUGACCCAGGCCAGCAACGCCGCCAACGUCUCGGCUCAGAUGCGUGCCGCCUUUCCGCAGUAGCGCGCCUACUACCGCUUUACUCCCGCGCGCACCUCCUUGAAGUAAACCAGUCGCUCGGCUGGCGCACAGCCACACUAC